Molecule: messenger RNA, 1032 nt
Organism: Symphalangus syndactylus (siamang)
Lineage: Eukaryota; Metazoa; Chordata; Mammalia; Primates; Hylobatidae
Product: centromere protein Q-like
Cellular component (GO): nucleus
Source: RefSeq, a predicted model, not a curated record
CGGAUCUCCUCUGUUUAAGAAUGUUUGGGCGCGAAUUACUCUAAGCACGGCUCCCAGAAGGGUGCAAGAAGAAUCAGUGCACUGUGUUUAGAUCAAGAUGUCUGGUAAGGCAAAUGCUUCCAAGAAAAGCUCACAACAGUUAAAAAGAAAUCCAAAGAGAAAAAAGGAUAAUGAGGAAGUUGUGCUGUCAAAGAAAAAGGUUAGAAACACAGUGAAAACAAAUAAAAAUCAUCUAAAAGAUCUGUCUUCUGAAGGACAAACAAAGCACACUAACCUAAAACACAUAAAGAUAGCAGCCAGCAAGAGAAAAACCUGGCAACCUCUGUCAAAGAGUACCAGAGACCAUUUGCAAACUAUGAUGGAAUCAGUAAUAAUGACAAUUUUGAGUAACAGUGUUAAAGAAAAAGAAGAAAUACAAUACCAUCUCAACUUCCUGAAGAAAAGAUUGCUACAACUGUGUGAAACUCUGAAAGUCCCUCCCAAAAAGGUGGAAGAUUUAACUAAUGUAUCAAGUCUACUGAAUAUGGAAAGGGCACGAGACAAAGCUAAUGAAGAAGGUCUGGCAUUACUGCAGGAAGAAAUAGAUAAAAUGGUAGAGACCACAGAGUUAAUGACUGGGAAUAUUCAGAGCCUAAAGAACAAAAUUCAGAUUCUGGCAAGUGAGGUGGAAGAAGAAGAGGAGAGAGUAAAACAGAUGCAUCAAAUAAAUAGUAGUGGAGUACUCUCUCUUCCAGAACUUUCUCAGAAAACUCUCAAAGCACCCACACUUCAGAAAGAAAUUUUGGCGCUAAUUCCAAACCAGAAUGCUCUUCUAAAGGACUUGGAUAUUCUUCAUAACUCAUCACAGAUGAAGAGCAUGUCAACCUUCAUUGAAGAAGCCUAUAAGAAACUGGAUGCCUCUUAAAGAGGUUUUUUUUUUUAGAUUGUUCCAUAUUAAUUUAAUGUUCGUGAAUUUGUAAAACUGUUAACCUAUGACUAUAUGUACAGAGGCUAAGGCUUCUGUAGGAUUUAUUAUCUCCUGAUAUGCAUUUU